AAAAUGGGAACCACAGGACUAUCUCUUUCCAGAUACUUGUUUGUGAUGUGCCUUCUUGAGAUGGUAACACUAACUUCAGAAGAGUUCACAGUAAAUGGCUUGGAGAAGCCAGUCUUGGUUCAGUUGGGUGCAGAAGUUGAGCUCAGUUGUCAGUUGUCCCCACCACAGAAUGCGCAACACAUGGAGAUCCGCUGGUUCCGGAACCGCUACAACCAACCUGUGUACCUAUAUAACAAUGGUAGAGACCUACAUGCAGAAACUGUCUCCAGGUAUGUGGAGAGAACAGAGCUUGUGAAAGACGCCAUUGGAGAAGGUAAAGUCACCCUCAGAAUCUUUAAUGUCAGUGCUGAUGACGACGGCAAAUACCACUGCUUCUUCAAAGAUGGUGAUUUCUAUGAAGAAGCCAUAAUACAAGUAAAUGUCAUAGCUACAAGCUUAGAAAUACAGCUUCUCCUGUAUCCACCCAAUAUCAAAGGCAUUGUGGUAGAGUGUAAUUCCAGGGGAUGGUUCCCCGAGCCUCAGAUGGAAUGGAGAGACAGCAGAGAAGAGGUCAUUGCAUCUGCUUCCAAAACCGUCUCACAGGACGGAGACAAAUUGUUCAACAUGCACAUGACCCUUCUCCUUAAUAGCAGCUCCUCUGAGAACAUCACUUGCUGCCUUAGAAAUCCUGUGACUGGUCAGGAGGAAAGGACAAGCCUCGUUUUAUCAGUCCCUGUUUCAGACCCACAGUUCCAGUUGGAUACCAUGUGGUUGGAAGAUAUAAGUGUGAUCCUGUGUGUGCUAAUGACCUUCAUUGUCAUGCAGAUUUCCUUUAUUUACUUCAGAUUGAGAGGUUUGCGGGCCAGUUCCUUCUACUAUCUGUGA
Molecule: messenger RNA, 864 nt
Organism: Ochotona curzoniae (black-lipped pika)
Lineage: Eukaryota; Metazoa; Chordata; Mammalia; Lagomorpha; Ochotonidae
Product: selection and upkeep of intraepithelial T-cells protein 1-like
Exons: 5
Coding region: 4-864 (286 amino acids)
Biological process (GO): regulation of cytokine production; T cell receptor signaling pathway
Cellular component (GO): external side of plasma membrane
Molecular function (GO): signaling receptor binding
Source: RefSeq, a predicted model, not a curated record